AUGCGACGAGUGCACCUUCUCAUCUUCCAAUGGCUGCCUUCACUCUCUUCUGUUGCGGCACAGUUCCAGGGCUUCAACCCUUUCGGAAAUGAUGAGCUCACAUACACAAUUCGUGUCCCUCAUGGCACAUCUAACUCCAGCCUGGGACCCAUAUACUUUCAGAUGAACUCUACAAGCUCUGUGGAGUGGUUUGCGUUGGGACAAGGAGUUGCUAUGCACGGCUCUAGUAUGUUCGUGGUGUAUACCUCGAGUGACAUCGUUACUCUCUCUCCGCGAGCAGGCAAGGGACAUUAUGAGCCGUUGUACGACAGACAUACGCAGGCCUCACUCAUUAAUGGAAGCGGGGUACACGAUGGAGUCAUCACCGCUAAUGUCCGGUGUGACAGUUGCAGCCUUCCUGGCGGUGGCAUGGUGAAUCUGACCGACACUUUCAGUCCCUGGAUCUGGGCUGUCAAGUACGGAGCACCGUUGAAUACCAAGAGUGUGACAGCGAGGAUUGCAGAGCAUGAUGUCUAUGGUACGUUCUUCGUCAAUCUGACUAAAGCAACGGGACCAGACAGUGAGAAUCCAUUUGUCAACUUGGAUAAGUCUUCGAUUACGAGCGCUUUCCCAGAGGUCUUUGACCAUGAAGGCUUCGAUAGGAAGAGGACCGCUCACGCAGUUUUGAUGAUAGUCGCAUUUGGCUUGUUAUUUCCCCUAUCCGCAUUAAUACUCCGUAUCUUGCGGUCUUCUCAAGUUGUGAAAAUUCAUGCUUCGCUGCAGCUCUUCACGCUUGCCGUGACUAUUGCAGGCUUUGGACUUGGAGUUGCAAUGGCCAAGGAUGUUCAUCUUCUGAAACAUCACCACGCAAUCAUCGGCAUGGUGGUUGUAGGAUGUCUGGUUCUCUUCCAGCCUGGCAUGGGUCUUCUACAGCACCGAUACUUCCGGAGGACGGGCGACAAGGGUCCCUUUGCUUACUUGCACCGGUGGCUCGGGAGAGUCAUGAUUAUCCUGGGAGUGGUGAAUGUAGGUUUUGGAUUUGAGCUCACAGGAAUCGGUUCUUCUGAUGUACCCAAGGCAGCGGUGAUUGGCUAUGGAACGGUAGCAGGAGUCAUUGGGAUAGGUUACGUGGCGUUUGUCAUUUUGACUGGGCAACGGGCCACAUCGAAUUGA
Molecule: messenger RNA, 1152 nt
Organism: Penicillium daleae
Lineage: Eukaryota; Fungi; Ascomycota; Eurotiomycetes; Eurotiales; Aspergillaceae
Product: cytochrome and DOMON domain-containing protein
Exons: 1
Coding region: 1-1152 (383 amino acids)
Source: RefSeq, a predicted model, not a curated record